AAUAAUUGAUUAAAUGGGAGUAUGAACUCUGAAAAGAGAAAUUCCUAUGAAAAAUUAUAUAAUAAUACCGGCGAUUGCAGCGAUGAUAUCCCACCGAUGAUGUACUCCGUCUCUCUAUCUACCGAUCUCUCGAAGCUCUCUCCAAACUCUCUAUCUCUCUUUUUCAAAUAACAUCCUAUCAAUCUAUCCCACUAUUUUCCUUUCUUACUCUCCAUGUUUCUCUCUCUCUCACUCUCUGGAGUAAUCCAUCGGCUGCGAUUGCACAUCGAAGAAAGCGAAGAAGGUAAAGGAUAGAGAGAAAGAUCGGUGGAGGCGGCGAAUGAACCUGUGGUCGUGAAUGACGGCCAGAAGAUAGGUUUUACCGAUUAUAUCUUUAAACUGGGCUAAAAAUGGGCUAGAUUGACCUUAUGGACUGGGCUAUGGUCUUGCCAAAAUUUUUGGGCUAAACUUCUUUUUUUAGACUUGGUUUGUAAUAAGAAAAUUAAGAAAAUUGAAAAAAAUAUUUGUAUAAAAUAAUAUUACAAAAAUUACAUUUUUAUAUUCUUUAAGUUAUUGUAUUUAUUGCAAAAUUAAAACAGAAAUUGGAAGUUGAUUGAGUCGAUGUUACAAGUGCAAGAAUAAUCGAGACUCUGAAUUUAUGGAAGAUGGCUGGAAAUGCUUUAACGUACGUGGUCAUUUAUCGUGCUUACGAAUUGGUGACUUUGGAUGAGGACUGUUUUUUGUUUGUGAUGAUUGUUCGAGACUCACAACACCCUUAAUGACACAACCGUUACACCGACGAUCUAAACGAGUGAAAAUUCCAAAAAAGAAAUAUUUCAACGAUUUUUAUGUUCUUGGUUAAGUUUUUAAAUAUUAUGUUCUGAUCUUUAGACUAAAUAUAGACAAUUAUGUUAUGUAAGAUAGUAUUAAGUUGGAACAUUUUGAAAACGUUUCCAACAUUGUUUCCAGCAUGCUUUUCGGAUGUAAUUCAAGGUUGUUAAGUAUUCGAAUGCCUAUUGUCAUUAUGAAGAAUAUUUAUUUUUGCUAAUGAAAAUCCAAAUUCAUACCACUAUUGAUUAUUACGGAGUAUUAGUUUUUAAGUUAAACAUUGUAUGCUCCAAGUUUGUAUGCCUAUUUUUAUUUUCAUAAUGUUAGUUUUUAAUUAUUAAAAUCUAAAUUUAUAGAGUUAGAUACGCUUAGAAACUAUGCUUUUUUAUUAUUAAAUUCUAAAUAUCCUAUCCUAUCCUACUUCCUACUAUAUACAAUGCUAGAAUGGUUUUGGGAACAGUGUUCCCGCUAAAAUCAUUGUGUAGUGAGUUCGGGUAUGGACCGGGUCAAGUGGACAGAUUGACGGGUAGUGAGUUCGGGUAUGGACCGGGCCAAGUGGGCUGACUGACGCCGUUGCUAGCUUGGACAUCUUCAGGUCAAAUCAUGGGUGCAUUUCUCCAUAAAGUAAAAGUAGUGUCAAAUUUCUCUCAUUGCCCAAUGUGCUUUAUGUCAAAUCCAUUUUAUUUAUACAUUUCCUAUUUUCAAGCAUUUAAUGGAUAGAUUAAUAACUUAAUUUUCCAAACUUUAUGUCAAAUCGAAAUAAAUAAAUGGCAGUGUAUUAAUAUGGAACCGCGUGCGUAGUUAUAUUGAUAAAUAGGUAAUAUAUUGAUAUGGAACUGAGUGUGUAGUAAUGAUGUUGUAUUGCUUUGAAACCGCGUGCGUAGUAAAAUUGAUGCGUGACUCAAUGCAUACUUUAUGUCAAAUCAUAUUAAAGAAAUAGAUUCACUAAAUCAAGAUAUUUAAUGAGUAGAUUGAUUGUCGAAUUAUAUGUACUAUUUAUAAUCUAAACAUUUCAUACUUCUCAUCCUAAUUCGCCCUACUUUCAAAAAAAUGUCUCAAAACAUUUAAAGAAAAAAGGAAAGCUCUCUCUCCUCCCCUAAUUGGCAAUGGACUCUCUCGCUGUACUCUCAGCGCCUCUCUAUCUCCACCGCGCAUCUCUCUCUACCCAUUUCCGCCGCCGCCGGCACGGCCUGCUCCGCCACCAACCUCUCAAGUCCCCGCCCUUCUCUCUCAAAUGCGUUAUCGAUUCUCACUCUCCCACGGCCCCGAUACCCCUCUCAGACUUUCAAUCUCAUGGCGGCAGGCCGCUCUCUGUUCAUCUCGCAUCGGCCCCGAGAAUGCCGCCCAUGCGUGGAGGCGAUGGAGACGCCUUAGGUUUACUGUUUAAGGAGAGGAUCGUCUUCUUGGGGAACGAAAUAGACGACUUCGUUGCUGAAGCUGUCAUGAGCCAGUUGCUUCUGUUAGAUUCUCAGGAUCCCGCUAAAGAUAUUAGGCUCUUCAUAAAUUGCCCCGGUGGUUCUCUAAGCGCCACAAUGGCUAUUUUGGAUGUUGUCCAGCUGGUAAGAGCUGAUGUAUCAACAGUUGCCCUUGGCAUUUCUGCUUCAACGGCUUCUUUAAUACUUGGUGCUGGCACAAAAGGGAAGCGUUAUGCAAUGCCUAAUACUCGAAUAAUGAUACAUCAACCACUUGGGGGUGCAAGUGGGAAUGCAAUUGAUGUAGAUAUUCAGGCCCGAGAGAUCACGAAUAACAAACAAAAUGUGAUAAGAAUAAUAUCCAAUUUCACUGGCCGAUCAUUGGAACAAGUUGAGAAAGAUAUUGAUAGAGAUCGCUACAUGUCUCCCAUUGAAGCAGUGGAGUAUGGCAUAAUUGAUGGAGUUAUCGAUAGAGAGAGCAUUAUACCACUUGAACCCGUCCCUGAUCGGGUUAUAGCUACACUUAGAUGCAGUGAAAUUGCUAAAGAUCCAAAGAGUUUUCUUAAUCCCGAAAUCCCUGAUGAUGAAAUUUAUUAGGCUAUGUGGCGUUCUUACAGGCCUCACAAACCACUUGAUGUGUUUGCAGACUUACCAUCAUUUGUGUUAUUGAAGAAAGCAUAUGAUGCGUUUGCAGACUUACCCGCAAUCGCGUUCUAGAUUUACUGUUGCUCAUAUAUUUCAACCCUAUCACACAAUUUCUCUUGAAAAUUUUGAAAUUGCGGUUGUUGACUCCAACAUGCUAUAAAUUUGUGUAAAAGAUAUGUCAUGCUUUCCUCUAGGAGAGGGAUUGUUCAAUGUAUGGCAGGUCAUUACUUCAAGGGGAACAUGUGUUAUUAUAUUGAUAAUUAUGUCUAUUGAAGGAUUUUAUAAAAGAUCUUCAAUUAUGCAAGCUGUGAUAAAAGAUCUAUGUUUCCUUGUUGUCCACAACUUCAAUUCUAUUUGGAAAAUAGAAACUGCCUUUGAGCUUAAGAGGCAAGUAGUCAAAACUGUUUCUUGUUCUUGAGAAAUAUAGGACAUGAUGUUAG
Cuscuta campestris is the source of this 3304-nucleotide messenger RNA. The record is from the annotation of a GenBank genome assembly. NCBI's taxonomy places the organism in Eukaryota, Viridiplantae, Streptophyta, Magnoliopsida, Solanales, Convolvulaceae.